AACAUCCUCCGAAGCAGGGAUGUCCUACCGGGUGCUCGUGCUUUGAUGGAGCCAAGAGGAUGCACGCAGUGGACCAGGGAGCCGUGCUGGCCCUGAGAUACCUGUGGGAUGCAGGGUCAAAGACAUGAGGCCCGGCAGCGUGGGCGCGCGAGAACCCGCGAAGCCCACCAGAAACCAGAAAUUCUCAUCAGCUCACGGUGGUCCCGAAUUCUUGCCAAGCCCAGAGAUGGGGUCUCACUAUGCUGCCCAGGCUGGCCUUGAACUCCUGGACUCAAGCGAUCCUCCCGCCUCGGUCUCUUAAAGUGCUGGGAUUACAAGUGUGAGCCACUGCGCCCUGCCAAGAUUUGGUUUUUAACUUACGCGUUACCUCCUAUACUUAUUUUUUCAUGGUUUGAACAUGGAACAUCUACUUUCUUAGCAAUUUUGCAGUAUGCAAUGCAUUGUUACGAGCUGUAGCCACCAUGAUGUACAGUCGAUCUCUUGGACUUACUCUUCCUGCCUAUCAACAGAGAUUUGUUGAAGGGAUGAAUCUGCUUCUUCAGCCGUCGGUAAGGGGAUCAGCAGCGAGGACGCUGAGAGAGGAGCCGCCUCCGUUGGAAAUCGCUUCCCAUCCACCUCCAAGCCUCUUUCCAAGCGGGAUUCAGCACCAGGCGCCCCUGGACAGCUCUGGAAACCCAACCCUGCCGGAACCGUUCCUCGCCAAUCCGAGUUUCCCGCCGGGGCCGCUUGGUGGCUGCGCCCGCCGCUCAGCGGGAGGAAACCCCUUUCCUGUGCCGGUAGGAGAGGUGGAGUCGCAUAUGAGUGGCAGGUUUCGCAGCCAAUAGUAUGGAAAGUUCUGCCAGCGGGUCUCGGGGAGGCCAAUGGGCAGGGGCGUGGGCGGGGCGUGAACCAGCCGCGCCGAGCGGGGCCUCUCCGGGCCGCGUCUGUGGGGUCGAGACUGCGCGGCGGUUGGGCGUGCAGCGGCGCCAGUCGGCGGAGGAGGGGCCCCCGGGAGUUGCUGGACUGAGACAUGAGCCUCCAACUGCGUGGUUGGGCUCGGUAGCACGUCGUGGGACUUGGGUGUGCGCCCACAGAUGGUUUGGCCCUGCGGUGACCAGAGCAGCCCAAGCCGCCACCAUGGUGAAAUUGCUAGUGGCCAAAAUCCUGUGCAUGGUGGGCGUGUUCUUCUUCAUGCUGCUCGGCUCCCUGCUCCCCGUGAAGAUCAUCGAGACAGAUUUUGAGAAGGCCCAUCGCUCGAAAAAGAUCCUCUCUCUCUGCAACACCUUUGGAGGGGGGGUGUUUCUGGCCACGUGCUUCAACGCUCUGCUGCCCGCUGUGAGGGAAAAGCUCCAGAAGGUCCUGAGCCUCGGCCACAUCAGCACCGACUACCCGCUGGCCGAGACCAUCCUCCUGCUGGGCUUCUUCAUGACCGUCUUCCUGGAGCAGCUGAUCCUGACCUUCCGCAAGGAGAAGCCGUCCUUCAUCGACCUGGAGACCUUCAACGCCGGAUCGGACGUGGGCAGCGACUCGGAGUAUGAGAGCCCCUUCAUGGGGGGCGCGCGGGGCCACGCGCUGUACGUGGAGCCCCACGGCCACGGCCCCAGCCUGAGCGUGCAGGGCCUCUCGCGCGCCAGCCCCGUGCGCCUGCUCAGCCUGGCCUUCGCGCUGUCGGCCCACUCGGUCUUUGAGGGCCUGGCCCUGGGCCUGCAGGAGGAGGGGGAGAAAGUGGUGAGCCUGUUCGUGGGGGUGGCCGUCCACGAGACGCUGGUGGCCGUGGCCCUGGGCAUCAGCAUGGCCCGGAGUGCCAUGCCCCUGCGGGACGCGGCCAAGCUGGCGGUCACCGUGAGCGCCAUGAUCCCCCUGGGCAUCGGCCUGGGCCUGGGCAUUGAGAGCGCCCAGGGCGUGCCGGGCAGUGUGGCCUCCGUGCUGCUGCAGGGCCUGGCGGGCGGCACCUUCCUCUUCAUCACCUUCCUGGAGAUCCUGGCCAAGGAGCUGGAGGAGAAGAGUGACCGUCUGCUCAAGGUCCUCUUCCUGGUGCUGGGCUACACCGUCCUAGCCGGGAUGGUCUUCCUCAAGUGGCACACUGUCACCCAGUGCUAGGAGCCACUGCUUGAGGAAGCCCGGGUUUGUCACUGCCUGCAGCCACAGACUACUCCUGCCUCAAAACGACGUCACGACACUGCAGAGCAGGCCAGCUCCAGCUGCACAUGGCCGCCUCCAUCUCUACACAGCUUUGAGUCACAGAAAUGUCACGUGACCUGCAGAAGCCAAGGGUCCUCCUCCUUGGGGGUCUCUUUUACUGACUCUGUGACUGCCAGCCGGGGAUCUUCUGCCCCCAGGGGACACCGGGCCAUGUCUGGGGACAUCUGUGGUUGUCUUGACUAGGGGUGCUCCUGGCAUGGAGUGGGUGGGGGCCAGGGAUGCUGCUCAGCACCCUGCAGUGCCCAGGACGGCCCCACCCUUGAGAACAGUUCAGUCCCAAUGUCCACAGGGCCCAGGGGGAGAGACCCAGCCCAACUCACAGAAGCCUCAGGACAGGUGAUGGUGGGCUGUGUCGACCACCUGUUCAUGAGAGAGACACAGGGAGGAGAGGGGGCACCUGCCAACCGUUUCAUGCGCUGGCAGAGACCGGGAAUAGCUUGGACAGAUCGUUCCUGGAUAACACAAGACAGCUUCCUGUUUAAAAAACAAAACUCCGGCCGGGAGCAGGAGCUCAUGCCUAUAAUCCCAGCACUUUGGGAGGCUGAGGCGGGCAGAUCACUUGAGCCCACAAGUUGGAGACCAGCCUGACCAACAUGGCGAAACCCCGUCUCUACUAAAAAUACAAAAAUCAGCUGGGUGUGGUGGCAGGUGCCUGUAAUCCCAGUAACUUGGGAGGCUGAGGCAGGAGAAUCGCUUGAACCUGGGAGGCAGAGGUUGCAGUGAGCCGAGAUCGCACUACUGCACUCCAGCCUGGGCGACAGAGCAAGACUUGGUCUCAAAAGCACACAUAAAAAACCAAAACUCCAAGCGCAGAGCACCCAGUGCCAUCUUCAUCCGAAUGCAGCACUCCUGGCUGGGUCACGGCCACCCCUAGGCCCAUGCCUGGUCAGGGGCUUGUCUUGUCUAUGACCAGGCAGGUCACAGGCGGGAGGGACCCAGGUCAGGCUCAGCUGCUGCCCCACCGGAAACAGACCCAGCAGCCUUGCCUAGACCCCAGGCGGGUCCAGGUUUUUCUACUGGGACAGAGAGGGUGGGCCAGGAUGGGGGCGUCUCUCAGCUCUGCAAGCUGGAGAAUUAACUCCGGGACUUGAGCUCGGGGUCCCCGCUGGGCGCAGGCGUGGGCUUCAGUGGGAAGGAAGCCCCUCGUUGGGUUCUCAGCACGGACAGCUGGAUGGCAUCACUGGAUUCCCUCACCUGGAUCCGGAGACAAAAGGGGAGAAAACGAUGAGGCAGCGCCCAGGCCUGCGGGGUUGAGUCAGCCGUAAUAACAGCCCGUUGGCCCUA
This is a messenger RNA of Pan troglodytes (chimpanzee), 3465 nucleotides long. It is a transcript of the gene SLC39A3, whose product is annotated as solute carrier family 39 member 3. Bases 826 to 2079 code for a protein of 417 amino acids. Gene Ontology annotation, molecular function: zinc ion transmembrane transporter activity. Gene Ontology annotation, biological process: zinc ion transmembrane transport. The transcript is spliced from 5 exons. The record is from RefSeq and is a predicted model, not a curated record. Lineage: Eukaryota; Metazoa; Chordata; Mammalia; Primates; Hominidae. Gene Ontology annotation, cellular component: plasma membrane.